CCACGUCUCCCUUAACUCGAUCCUUUUGUUCUCGGUCUCAUCGGCACGGUGGCCUUCGCACCGUGCCGGUCGAGACCUGCGCCUCGACCCGCCAUGACGGCUUCAUGGCGGCGCAGGCGGCACAGCGGCUGCACAGCGGCUCCGGGGCGGCCGAGGUGGCGGAGGCUUUGGAGGAGGAGAUCAAGUCCUGGCGAAGACAUCCGGGCUUCGCGACCGCCGUGCUGAAGCGGCUGGGAUCCGGGGCGAACGUGGAGGUGCUGGGCCAUGUCUUAAGCUUGAUGCAGCAGAAACGCGUGGAGCUGAACGUGAUCCACUGCAACACGGCCAUCAAGGCGUGUUGCUCCGGAGCCUGGCUACAAGCGCUGAACUUCCUGGAGCAGAUGCUCCAGAUGCGACUGUGGGGUUCUAAGAUUCGGUAUGGUGGGGUGGGAGAAGUCAAACCGACCAUGACUUUCUCGUUCUCAGAAAUUGUGGGAGAGUGCCUUAUAUCGCCUUAUGGGGGCCUUUUGAAACCUUUUGAACGAUGUUCCUUGAGGAUCAACAGCGAAGUUCCCACUUAGACUUGUUUGUUUAUUGGAAGAAGGGUACCUAUCCGCCAUACCAAAGAUUAUGUAAGUCAUUGAGUCAUUCCUGUGAUUUCUCCAUUGCGGAUGGUUUUGCAACCCAUAAGGGGACAAUGGCAGACUGUAAAUCUUGGGCAUUUAAUCAUGCGUCAUGGAGGUGUCUCUCUUGGGAUGUGAUGCCGGUUCCACAAGUUGGAGGUCACUCGUUCCACUCUUUUUUACGUAGUCCAAGAUGUGAAGUGAUACAUUUCACCCAUCAAGUGUCUUGUUUGUCAACCUCCUGCAAUUGUUUAUAGACAUGAUUUCUUAAACAUAACUAUAUAAAGAUCAAAACAUAUAGACUAUAGAACUACAGUUGGACAGAUGACCAAGGAAUGUGCGUUAAAGCCAGGCGUUUCAUCCAAACCAGUCCAAACAUGGUCCACGUUCUCGCUCAGGAAGCCGGAUGUCUUCACCUACAGCUCUGUGAUGACUGCGUGCUUAAAGGAGAUGAAUUGGCACGCAGCGCUGCAGAUCUUCCAUAAUUGUAAGUUGUUCUUGAGGCCUGAUUUGGCUUUGAGCAACUGUGGGCUCCAUGCUUUGAACCUGGCGGGUCAAUGGGAGGCGGCUAAGCACUUGCUUUGGCAACUGCCACAGUUGGAGUUGAGGGCAGAUGUAAUCAGCUUCGGGCCUGCGAUUGCAGACGUGGGCUGGAAGCAGUCGGCGCUAAUGCUGGAGACGAUGGAGGCCUCCGCGAUAGAACCGGACCGGAAGAUCUUCAGCAGCUUCGCGGUGACCGGCGAGUCCGAGGACAUCUGGCAGCGGUCCAUGGGGUUGCUGGACUUGAUGCGGCAACGAGAUUUGGAGGCAGAUGUCAUCAACCACAGCUCUGCCUUGGCUCCUCUGGCGGAGCAGCUCCAUUGGCAAAUGGCACUCGCCUUCGCUGCUCAAAGCGAUGGACACCAUGGCGCCCUGAGCCUGUGCAAUGCAGUGCUGCGGGCGGUGCGGGGUGAGUGGAGAAUGGCUGUGGCAGAGAUCAACGGGCUCGUCAUGAAGGGCUUGGAACCGGAUGAGGUGAGCCGAAACACGCUGCUGGCAGCAGUGGGAUCCGCAGAGAGAUGGCAGACGGCAAUGCAACUGAGUCUCCUGAAUGCUCGGACACCUUGGAGGUCAGUGGUGAGUCUGUGGGAGCAUCACCGGUGGCAAGGCUUGGAAGUCCAGGCUGCAGCGAGCCUCGCAACGCGUGGUUCGCCCUGGGAACAACAGCUGUCAUCCCUGGAAGUCCUAUCGAGGUCCUCGAGCGACGACCAAGCCAUGCUCAGUUCGUGCUUGAACUCCUGCGAAGCAGCCAGCGACUGGCAAGUGGCUUUAGCACUCCUAGGCUCCAUGAGCGUAGAGGAUUUCGAUGAAGUGAGCUUUGGUGCGGCCAUCAGCGCCUGUGCCAAGGGCGCUCAGUGGCUGGCAGCCUUGGAGCUGCUGCAGGAGGCCUCCCAGUCUCGUUUCGCCAGUGACAUCGCCCGCAACGCCGCCAGCAGCGCCUGUGAACGAGGCAGCCAGUGGCAGUUCUGCGUCUUCUUCUUGGAUGGAACCUCCCCUGAUGUCAUCAGCUACAACGUGGCCCUAUCAGCCACGCAGAAGGCCAGCUAUUGGAAACUGCCCUGCUUUCUACUGGAAGAGAUGGGCGAGGAGACCGACGAGAUUUCUCGAGACACCGUGAUCUUCGCCUGCGCUUUCCAGUGGCGCCACGCGCUGGAGAUCUCCGCCGUGUUUAAACGGAAGUUCUUCCUCCCAGAGAGCCCGGUGCUGCUGGGGUCUGGUGCCCUGAGCGGCGCUCAGCUGAACCGGCUGGCGGAGGAGGUUGAAGCAGCUUUGCUGGGUGAGCUGAGGCAGAUGAGCCAGUCGCAGUCGCAAAAAGAGAGCGGAAGAAAGGGCAGAAGGUAUUUUCCAAGGUGUAUGGUGGUGAUUGGUGAUGUGAGGAACUCCAACCAGCAUGAGAAUCAGUGGGUGAAAAUGGGAGCUCAUCACACUUUGGAGAUUGAGCUGAAUAACAAGCUGACCCUCGGCAAGGAUCGAUGGGAUGCCAUGCACCUCCAAGAGCUGGAUGAAGCCACAGAUGUUCACAAGACCUCUGAGGUGGCAGUGUUGUUAAUGGAGGCUGGACUUGCCAACUUUCAUCUCCUCACAGCCGUCCUGGCGAAGGACGUGCACCGCGUCAGCGUGGCGUUGCCCAAGAAGCGGGCCACCACCACCAACUACGACAAGGCCUUGGUGCGCUUCUUUGAGCAGGUCUACCAGGGUAUCAAGGACCAUGUGAACCUUGACCUGGUGAAGUGUGUCUUGCUUGCUGGCCCGGGCUUUGUGAAGGACGACUUCUUAGCCUGGAUGAUCCAGAGGGCCACCCAAUCGGGGGACACGCAGCUCCUGCAGAAGAAAAGCAACUUUGUCUCCGUCCAUGCCUCCUGUGUGCACAAACAAGCUUUGAAGGAGUUGCUCGCUGAUGAGCAGGUGCAAAAGAGCAUAGCCAAUACGAAGGCGGCCGCACAUUUGAAGGCCUUAGAGGAGUUUUAUCUCAUGGUGCAGAAAGAGCCUGAUCGUGUGUGCUACGGCCCCAAGCAGGUCUUUGAAGCGGUGGAGAAGUGCGCGGUGCAGACCCUCAUGGUCGUGGACUCGCUCUUUCGAAAUGCCAACGUCAAGUUGCGAAGACAGUACGUUGACAUGGUGGAGAAUGCGCGAGAUCAGGGUGCCACCUGUCAGAUCUUCUCCUCCCAGCACGUCAGUGGCGAGCAGUUGCAGGAUAAGAUCGCAGAUGGGGCAUGA
Molecule: messenger RNA, 3359 nt
Organism: Durusdinium trenchii
Lineage: Eukaryota; Dinophyceae; Suessiales; Symbiodiniaceae
Source: the annotation of a GenBank genome assembly